AUGAAUAUCAUAUCUCGUACUAUACUUCAUUCUCUACGUACAACAAAUCGAUUAUAUAGAAAUCCUUUAAUAACAGCUGUACGAUAUCAUGGUGAAUAUGAAUCAAAAGAUCCGAAAUCAGAGGAUGAAGUUGUGAAUGUUGUUUUUAUUAAACGAGAUGGUGAACGUGUUCCAUUACGUGGUAAAAUCGGUGAUAAUCUACUAUAUUUGGGACAUCGUUAUGGUGUAGAAAUCGAAGGUGCUUGUGAAGCCUCAUUAGCUUGCUCAACAUGUCAUGUCUAUGUCAAAGAAGAAUACCUUGAUAAAUUACCUGAACCUAAAGAAGAAGAAGAAGAUCAAUUGGAUUUAGCACCGUUUUUAAAAAGUAAUUCUCGUUUAGGUUGUCAAGUGAUUCUUAAAAAAGACCUGGAAGGUGCUGAAUUUAUAUUACCACAAGCUACUCGAAAUUAUUAUGUUGAUGGUCAUAAACCGACACCUCAUUAA
This is a messenger RNA of Adineta steineri, 483 nucleotides long. The record is from the annotation of a GenBank genome assembly. NCBI's taxonomy places the organism in Eukaryota, Metazoa, Rotifera, Eurotatoria, Adinetida, Adinetidae.